UUAGUAUCUGUCGGUGAGGAUCACAGACAGUCCGUUCACCUUUGCCUCUGAGACAAGACCACGGGCUUGAGGUACAGGCAUGAAAGAUUCACAGCUCUCAGGUAAGAUGUUCCAAACUAAUAUAAUAAAAAAAAUAUUUUGUGGUAGAUGUUUGUGUUGUUAUUGAAAGGAUGGCAGCUUGUUCAGGCCUGAAAUAAGAUUGAAGUUAAUGUACUAAAGCACACACAACUAUGUCUAUAUCUCGAAUCGUUUAUUUAGAUUCUACUAUCCGAUGGAGUCAUAGAAAUGGUUUAUGUUCUUUGAUGUUUUGGGAUGUAGCUAGAUAUCUACUGUAGUUUUGUGUGCAGGGUUUGUGUUUUCAAAGCAGUGCUGCAACUUGAAAUGAUAGGUUUGUCAUCAUUAUUCCUGUUUGUGUCUCAGAAUUCUCAAUGAACAGGCAGCAUCAGAAGGAUGAUAUGAAAAAAACGAUUGGCAAUGUUCAACAAAUCUCACAGGAGUCCAACUGGUAAAUCUGAUUUGUGCUUCAAACUUUUGUAUAAGAUGCGCUGCAUUCUUGUCCACUGUCCUAUGUACAGGAGUCACACAGAGCUUGUCAAAUCAGGGUAUUAAAUCAUCCUCUUGGACAGCACUACCAAGACUGCGUCUAUAAACAGAGCUGUAAUCCUGCCUUGUAACGGCAGGGGUUCUUACACAGACACAGGUAACCCAAGAGGCCAUUGAUCUGGUCAUUCAGGGCCCUGGAUGACUCUGAAUUUAUACCUGCAGCAGAAACAGCAGCCAGGAUUAGAUCCUCCACACGUAGAUCAGGUUCAGAGAGUGAGAGAUGUUUUCUUCAGCGCAGUGAUAACUCUUCAUUUGUGCUUGAAUUAUCCAAUCAUUGACCUUUAGAACCCUAGGUAAGGCCAUAGUGGUUGUUUAACCUCUGAGGUUUUCUGUGACUGCUGAAUGACUGGAAGAUUGUGGUGCUUAUAACAGCUAGAUGGGUUGACAGAUAGGAUAUCCUGUAGGAGUGGGGCCAUUUAAACAUAUAUGUGAUCCUUGUUUAUCAGGGUGACAUAUCUUCUGGACUACAGUUAUCAUUUAGUUGAAUAUACUGGAAAUAAAUAAAUUUGUAUUUAAGUUUCAAAACACCAAGUUCCAAAUACAACACCUGGGUGUUCUGACUGUCUGAUUCUCUAGAGAUUUGGAUGUCUGACCCCUGACUUCUAGACUGGAUACAUCCAUCUCAUAACUCCCCUGAUCUCUGAUGACCCUAGGUGACCCCUUAUGACCUUAUAUCUCCUAGUAGAAGAGGUGAAUGUAGCUACGAUGAGGAACCUAAGAUGAUUUUACUUUGCUGUUCUUAAAUAUUGACACUUUACUUUAGAUAUGGCACUUCUGUUAGUGGUCUAGAAGGCCAUCACACAGUCACUAGCAUUCUUUGAAACUGGAGGUUAUAAUAAUGCUGACCAGCCGUGACAUCCUACUCACAGGACGUCACUAUGCAUGCAUGUUGAGAUGACAGUCAGAUGCUAAACCUGUGGAAAAUUGAUGUAGGUCAAUCUCAUUACCACUGUACUGCUGUAAGUCUUGUCUCCACAUCGGUCACAAACAGGACAUCACCUUCAGAAGGUAGACCUGUAGGAUCUGUGCCCCAGACAGGCAGACAGGUAGGCAUGGCUGGUUGAUUAACUGUGCACCUGUAGGCUGGAUAACCAGACUACCAAUGCCAUGCAAGGCCAGAGAGCAUGCUGGGACUUAUCUGUCGACAGUCCUGCACAUGUCGUAUCUGCAUGGUGCAUGCGCCAUCAUGCACAGUGUGCUCCGUUUACAAAACAUCCCCAUCUCUGUUCUGUUCCCCCGCGGGGGCUACAGGCAACCAAUCAAGACAGGUAUGGCCCAGAAGGAAGGAAGAGAAGAAGGAGAAGAAGACUGAGGCCGUGGUGGAGAAGGUGGUGAGGCCGCUAGCCUGGCUCAUCCCGGAGGUGACCACGGAGCAGAGGAUGAGGCAGACUCCAUUCGAGCGCGUCGUUUACGACAUGGUGCACAACGAGCGCGUGGUGAACGACCUGGUCCUGGGCCGCAGGGUGGGCUUCUACGAGCUGCGCGGGGACAUCGGAGAGGGGAACUUCUCUCACGUCCGCCUCGGCAUCCACGCUCUGACCAAAGAGAGAGUAGCCAUAAAGAUCAUGGACAAACUGCGUCUGGACAAGAAGUCCCAGAACCUGUUCACCUCUGAGAUCUCCUGCAUGGAGCGGCUGUCCCACCCUAACCUGGUGCGUCUCUACGAGGUGAUGGAGACCAGCAAGCGGCUGUACCUGGUCAUGGAGUACGGCAGUGGGGGAGACCUGUUCACCAGGAUCAUCAGCAAGGGACGCCUGUCAGACAUGGAGACCAAGCUCAUCUUCGCACAGAUACUGUCAGCUGUCAAACACAUGCACGACUCCAACAUCGUCCACCGGGACCUGAAGGCCGAGAACGUGUUCUACACCACCAGCUACUGCGUGAAGGUUGGAGACCUGGGCUUCAGCACAGUGAGCGGCACCAGCGAGGUCCUGGACACCUUCUGUGGCUCCCCGCCCUACGCUGCCCCUGAACUCUUCAGGGACAAGGGCUACGUGGGGCGCUAUGUUGACAUCUGGGCCCUGGGCAUCCUGCUUUACUUCAUGGUGACGGCCUCCACGCCCUUCCAUGCCGACAACCUGGGCCGGCUCAAGCGCUGCAUCCUGCAGGGCGCCUACUCCAUCCCCGACCACGUGGCCGACCCCUGCCAGCUCACCAUCAAAGGCCUGCUGCGUCCCGUGCCGGUCGACCGCCCCACCCUCUCCCAGAUCAUGAACAACAGCUGGCUGAGGGGCAUCGAGUACCCACAGCCCUACAGCCCCAUGCCAGUCACCCCAGAACACUUUGCAGAUACCCCCACCCAGGCCAAGGGCAAUGCCCAGCCCCAGGCCCAGCCCCAGCCCCAGGCCCAGGCCCAGGCCAAGCCCCAGCCCCAGCCCCAGCCUCUGUGUAUGGAGCAGCAGGAGGUGAAGAGCGCCCUGGCCGAGGUGGGCAUCACAGCGAUCCACAUUCAGAACAAUGAGUGCAAGGACAGCCGCAGUCCCAUCACGGGCACCUACCGGAUCCUGCUGCACAGGACCCAGAAGAGGAGCUCGGGGGAGGCGGUGGGGUACUCCUCCCUCUACCCCGAGGACUACGGGGCCAAAGCAGCUGCCGCCGUGGUGAAACACCACCCCACGUCUGUCUGUGUGCUUAUAUAGACACACCCACACGCAGUUACUGCCUGCUCCACCCUCGUGAAGUGGGGAGAAUCUCAGGAGGACGGAACACUGGACCAGGAAGAGAAAAUGUACGGACAGAACUUUUGAUAUGAAACCUCAAACACUUGUAUGCCUUCAACAUCGAUUAAAUUUAAAUAUGUAAUUAAUCAAAUUUGCAGUUGCACAGAUUGUAAAUAUUAUGUACAGUUUGUGUGUGUACCGUUUUAUUAGUGUAUAUCUAUGUGGAAGAAUAUGCAUUAGUGAAAGAUUUGGAUAAGAUCAAGUUUACAUUUUUUUUGUUGAUUUUAUAUAUUUUUAAAGGCACUGAAACUGUUAUAGUGCUGCGUAUUACUUGUGAAGUGACAAAUGGCAACGUAAGCAUUUUAUAUAAAUGAUUUAGUGCUGCUGUGUAUUCUGGAGUGUGAAUAGAUAUCACAUGAAAAGAGUUAAAACGUAUAGUAUUUUUUAAAGUCUAUAUCUGAAAAACAUAGCUAUGACGUAACGUUAAAAUAUUUCUAAAGAAAUUUGUAUGCUAUUUCAGACAUUUAAUAAAACAUGAUUCAAAGGCCAAUGUUGCCUACUUGCAAUUGCACUUCAGACCAGCAGGGGGCACCGUUUGACAACAGACGACCUCUCUUACACAAACAUGACUUAAUGGGCCUACAUUUGGGCCUACAUUUAGGCCUACAGAGUUCGAUAAAUUCAAUAUGACUGCAUAGAAAAUAUAAACUC
This is a messenger RNA of Osmerus eperlanus (European smelt), 3974 nucleotides long. Its product is annotated as serine/threonine-protein kinase NIM1. The record is from RefSeq and is a predicted model, not a curated record. Gene Ontology annotation, cellular component: cytoplasm. NCBI's taxonomy places the organism in Eukaryota, Metazoa, Chordata, Actinopteri, Osmeriformes, Osmeridae. The coding region runs from base 1728 to 3242 and encodes 504 amino acids. Gene Ontology annotation, biological process: intracellular signal transduction; microtubule cytoskeleton organization; protein phosphorylation. The transcript is spliced from 5 exons. Gene Ontology annotation, molecular function: protein serine/threonine kinase activity; ATP binding; tau-protein kinase activity.